Molecule: messenger RNA, 1488 nt
Organism: Babesia bovis T2Bo
Lineage: Eukaryota; Apicomplexa; Aconoidasida; Piroplasmida; Babesiidae
Exons: 4
Coding region: 28-1419 (463 amino acids)
Biological process (GO): DNA replication; DNA replication initiation
Cellular component (GO): nucleus; nuclear origin of replication recognition complex
Molecular function (GO): DNA replication origin binding
Source: RefSeq, a predicted model, not a curated record
UGUGUAGGUACCCAUGUGUGUAUCGCCAUGCAGCAGGAAUCCGCGGCAGAGCGCUUUCGCCGCAAAGUCCGACGUAAACUGUACCAAAUAGCGUCUUGCAAAGAGUUUGUACUCCACGAUUCACUGGAAGAUAACCACUGGAUGCAACAGAAGUUGACCAGACUUUUAACAAGAUUGGAAUCUGCAGUGAAUAAUCAAGAAAAUACCAUUAUACUAGUUACUGGCAGACCCGGAUCUGGUAAAACAUAUCUAGUCACUAAAGUGGUAUCCGAACUAUCCAAGUUACAUCCAGGAAAUGAUGCCAUAUCACAGGAAACAGUAUACAAUGAUGCAAAUGUAACAUGGACUCUAAAGUCAGCUACCAUAGAAACUUAUAACCACAGAGAUGAACAUAAAUGCCUGCGCCAACUAAUGUACGAUGUGGAGAUAUUGUCCGGGGUAACAGGGUCCCGAGGCCAUUUGAAUACCCAAGAGAUACAAGAACGUGUGUUACACUGUCUAAAACUGUUGAAACAGGACCAUACAUAUGUAAUAAUAGUGAUUGAGGGUCUAGACAUCCUGACUAAAGGCGUUAAUGACUGCAGUGAGGCCACAGGAUCAGUGGAACGCAGACAGAGUCUUUUAUACUUCCUGGGUAACCUAGUAGCGUCACAAGAAGUGGCAUUGGCAAUAGUGUGCAUCACACCAGAUAUACGCACGACCGAGCGUCUAGAGAAGCGUGUGAGAUCACGAUUCAUGCAGGAAACAGUAUACUGUGACGGAUUGGAUGACAUCAAUGCUUUGAAAACAGGACACCUGGAUAUUAUGGGACCGGGAGUCGAUAUUGAACUAAACGAAGAGUCAAAGGCACUUUUGGGUGAGGAGGUACUCUGCGGUAACAAUAUCUCCCGCCUGGUGGCGGUGGCCUGUGCGCAACUACCUGACGAUGCCAUAGAGGAGCUAAGCCCAGAUAAAAUCAAGAUAUUGCCACUUCCAUUCGAAAUCGCACUUCGUAAUGCCAAGGGUGCCAAUUGGGUAGAUAACAUGAUUAACCAGCUGGCAUUCCCGGAACAUUGCAUACUGGUAGCAAUGACGAGGAUGCACUGCCAAGGCAUAAAACCAAUAACUUUAAUAGAUAUAGAAUCAGAUCUCAAGGAUAUGGCACGAUACUUCCCACGAGAGCACCUUUCAAUACCUGAGUUCAAGGGCCUGAAGCGAGUUUUCAUGAGUCUCAUAAAGUCAGGGCUACUGGAAUGGGUUAACUUCGAACAUAACUGGGUUGGAACGUCAUACCACAAGGGGACGUCAACCGAUAUACACGGUAUUACCAAGCCCUGCAGAUUCCCGCACUACAGAUUGUACCUUAAGAUGGACCACAAGAACCAGAUGCCUACACAUCUCGCUGCAUGGUUGCAACUGGCAACGCGCACAUUGAAGUGAGGCAACCUGCCAUGACACUGAUGGGCAUCAGUUAUACAUUAUAUCCGUAGCACAUACCUACACGUAUCA